Messenger RNA from Fusarium sp. VM40, 1413 nucleotides. The record is from the annotation of a GenBank genome assembly. NCBI's taxonomy places the organism in Eukaryota, Fungi, Ascomycota, Sordariomycetes, Hypocreales, Nectriaceae.
AUGAGAGCGAAGCAGCUGAAGGAGGAGGCUCGUGGUAGACGCAAUCGGAUCAAUCAAUCCGCACCCCCGACAAAGGUUCAAAGCAAGCGCAAGGUUAAAGAGGAGGCAUUGAUGAGCCCUGCCAUCAAGCUUGAAGGAGACGAACUAAUGGACGAUUUCCCACUCUUCCCGGGAUUUUUUGACGCCGAAAAGGAGAACGAUUUACAAGAAGAGUUUGUUCUUGACACAGAUUCAUUGGCUUUGAAGGGUCAAGUGUGGCCUGGAAUGGGAAAGAUGGAUCUUGCCGAUGAAGCUAUGAGACGAAAUCGAAACCAAAAGAAGCCCAAGUGCGUAAUUGAUAGAAUGAAGAGGGCAUCUGAACGAAUUGAGCCUACUCAAGUCAUCAUGUCAUCCGAGUUAGAGGUUAAGAGGACAAAGGAUGUCUAUGAUGAUGCCUCGUCCCCCGUCCCUGGCCAGGAGGAUUCGACACCACCACGAAAGGCUCCAAAGACCAAGCGCAAGAAGCCCACUCCUCUUGCAGAGGUGUCUGGAAACGUCCCCAGGCGGCGAGUCACUACCCGUGGUUCGAAACCGGCCACAGGAAAGAAGGCCAGCACCAAAAAGCAACAGAGCCACCAGGAGGAACCUGAAACUUGGCCUUCGCCAGACCAACAGAAACAAACACAAGAUGUUUUUCGCGAUGAUAUCAACAGGCUAGCUUCGAUUAGCGAACCUCCGCAUCCUCCCACCCGCAGUGAUCGCAGAUUCGACCUUCGCAAUAGAUAUGGUGCAAGGAAUCUCGAAUUCCUUCAUUCGAACCUCGUUUCUCCUACGCCACAAUCGAGAGAUCUGGCAUCUCAGCACCUUCCAGCAAGGGAAGGCACCAGCUCACUCCGACCGGAAUCAUUCCCACCAGGUUCCUUCGGCCAUGUUGAGACUUCGUAUGCAAUGAAAGACGCGACGAUCUACAAUGCUUCGUCCAGGCUUCCAUUCGUUCCAGAAAACUACAAUCAAUUCCGAGGGCUGGCUCCAGAGCAUAUCCGACUGGCAGCAGACUAUGGAUUCCAGUUGAGACAAGGAGACUAUCCGGGAUCAAUCACUGGAGGCUCGACUCAAGGAGCCAAUAACAGCCCUUUCAUUGGGAUGCCCGGAGCCAAUCCUUUGUUUUCUCAAGACCGGUCGUUUCUGAACCCGUAUGACCAAGGAACGCCGAACACAACAUUCUCACCGUUGUCAUUCUCACCCAUCAAUCAGCAGCAAGAACUCUCACAUAACAACCAUGAUGUCAAAUCGGAAAGCCAAAUGUGUGAGGGAAUUGAGAACAAUGGCCUUGACGAACAUGAGCUGGGCCUCGACGGAUCUUGGAGUCUGCACGCCACGAAUAACGACUUAGAAUUUCCCCACGGACUACCAAUGGAAGAAUCACAGAUCUAG